Molecule: messenger RNA, 4305 nt
Organism: Patella vulgata (common limpet)
Lineage: Eukaryota; Metazoa; Mollusca; Gastropoda; Patellidae
Product: KAT8 regulatory NSL complex subunit 3
Exons: 15
Coding region: 161-3265 (1034 amino acids)
Biological process (GO): positive regulation of transcription by RNA polymerase II
Cellular component (GO): NSL complex
Source: RefSeq, a predicted model, not a curated record
AAUUUCCGCCAUGAAAAUAUGAAUUCUAGAUUUUUAAAUAAUUAAUUCAAUUAUUUGGAUAGUAUUGAGUUAGAUUCCAGUAGUUAUUUAAGAUCUAAUGGGUUAAAUAUUGCCGACCUGAAAGAGAGACAUACAUCAAGAUAAAGGAUAAAAUUUUAAAAUGGAUGAUGUUAUUGACCAAAAGCCAAUGUCAUCAGUAUUAUUGGGUGGAAAUUUAUCUCAGUCUUACUAUGUGUCUCCUGAUCAAAAAGAAUUUAACAUUGUUAUGCUAGAUCAUUGUUAUUCUAAGCCAUGGGGAGCUCAUCCUGAUGCCAGUAAUGCCCAACCUAUGAGAACUCUUUAUAUGGCUAAAUUCCCAAGAAAUCCUAGUCCAGCAAAUACAGUUAGUCAAUAUGAAGAAAUAAUAGAUGUAGUAGGAACUGAAUCUCCACCUGUGUCAGUUGAUCUAACUAAAGCUCGUGGUUUAAUGAGUGAAUGUGAAAGACAUGUUAACUUUGCUAGAAGAGAAGAAUGCCCUGAUGAUUGGGAAGAAAACAUUUCAAGGACUGGCUGGACUAUGCAACAGAAUCGUUUAUUUACAAAAGUGAUGAAAUCUUUACAAGCUGACAGACAAGCCAGAUUAACAUUUGAAGGGGUGCAAAAUGAACCAAUAAUGAGAAGAAACAGUAUUGAUAAAACAUCUAAAAGAAUUCGGCAGGCUUUGGCUAGUUUUGGUUGGGAUAUGAAAUUGGCACAGUGGUUGCAUAACUUUCUGGUUCAUAAUCUCAGUUUACAACUGUUAGCAGCAUAUUUAGAUGUUUUACAGACAUUGAAGUCAAAGAUACCUGAGUUGAUAGAUCGUAUGAUUAGUGACAGUGGUAGUUCUAUGAGUCAAGUAGAAGCUGAUGGAUUAAAUCUAUUACUAAAGAGACCUUGGGAUCCUGUUCAAUCAGUCAUACUACAGGAGAAACUGAAAAAGUUACCAGGAAGCCCUCUGCUAUUGUUAGCACCAAGUGGUCCCACAUCCACCUCAUCUCCUCAAUCAAAACGUAUGAAACUAUGGCAGUCACAGUUAUCAUCGCUAGGGAAGGUUAUACCAGUAACUAUGCAUACACCAUCUGGUGGUAGUGGUGUCAGUAUUACACAGUGUUUAGAACAUAUGAUUGGUGCUGUUAAAGCUAAGGUUUUAGAGUUGAAGAACCAUUUCCCUAAUAAGCCAAUAGUUUUGAUUGGUUGGAAUGUUGGAGCUUCAGUGGCUUGUCAGGUAGCAUCAACAGAAUUAGUAUCAGCUGUAGUGUGUUUAGGAUUUCCUUUUACUGGUGUAAAUGGUAGUCGUGGGGAUAUUGAAGAUUCUUUACUAGACACGAAAAUUCCCACAUACUUCGUUGUUGGACAGAAUGCUAACACCUGUAUACUAGAUGAUCUAGAUUAUCUAAGGGAGAGAAUGCGGGCUGAAACAGGUUUAUUAGUUAUAGGAGGUGCCGAUGAUCAACUACGAAUGUCAAGAGCUAAGAAAAAACAAGAAGGAGUAACCCAAGCCAUAUUAGAUCGCAAGAUAACGGAGAAUAUGUGUGAAUUUCUGGGAAAUAUUCUGACCAGAUCCUCAACACUUAUUGAACCAGUUGAAAUGCCAGAAACUGAACAGAAACGGAAAUAUAAACGCCGUAAAGGAGUAGAUGAUUAUAUGACGAGUGCUAAUUUUUUAAAUGAGGCUGAUUAUACUAGUAAGAGUAAGAUACAGAAAGGGAAAAUUGGUACAUUAACAUAUAGUGGUAUAGACAGUUUAACAGAUGCUAUGUUUAGACCAAGUGGUUUUACAAGUUAUAAACUACAGUAUCGUAAACCAUCUCCUACCAAGAAACGCCCAGCCAGCACCCAGUUAACUAACAUGCCUAAAAAGAGAAUGACACUAACAGCAAGGUUAGCUUCUGUUAAAAGCCCAGUACCUUCCAUGCAACCAUCCCAGCUUGUUCCAGGUGCCACUGAACUUUCUGGUCUUUUACAGAAAAUGAAAGGAACCGAAGACAUAGAUCAGGACAGUACAAAGUCACGCAUUGUUACAUCUAGUCCAGUAUUAUCAGGAACAAAUUCUUUAUCUAAAAUUCUUUCUGCUGCUGCUCUAAAAGCAAGUGAAGCAAGCAGUCCUUCAUUUAGUACAUUGGGUAACUCAACGCUUCUUGCAUCAGCCAUUAAGAGUCAUAAUAUUCCAGAAGAAUCGCAGAUUUCCCCAGGAUAUAAGUCUAUGACUUUAAAACAAGGAACAAGCGGUCAACAUCAGAUUUUAGUUCGUACUGGAAACAAUUCACCUAUUUCUAUUCCUUUAUCCAUGGCACAAAAACUAGUGUCAGGUUCAUCUUUAGUUCACAUCACUACAGCAACAACAGGCACAUCCCAGAUACAUCAGCUAUUAAGUAAAAUGAGUCGAUCACAAGCUAAUGUUAAUCCCAUGUCAGCAUCAUCAACUGUAUCAUCAUCCAAUUCUGUCCUAUUAUCAACAUCAUCAUCUAUACCUACAUCUGUUUUAACCAGUUCAUCUCAAACUGUUAUGUCAUCAGUAUCAACAUCAACCAUAGACGAGAGUUCUUCCGAUUCAGUUUCAGGUCGAUUAAUGGUUUCCAAGCAAUCUACUGAAAGUCCACAAGUUCAAGCAAUACAGAAAUUACAAUUCCAUGACUUUCCUUUAACUACAGCUACCUUUACUAGGAAUUUUUCCAAUAGUGGUGCCAUAGUUACGCAAGCUAAAAUACUCUCUAAUAAAAUAGACAUUGGUAAACUCUCGAUGGCCGAUAUUACUCGACUCACAGUUCCUGCUAAUAGAAGUUUAAUUAAUAGAAGUCCUGUUACUGUAACAAUACCUAAAAUGACAACUAGUCCUAGAGUUAUCCCCUCUUCCUCUGUUGGCAUGACAACUGCCAGUAAUUUAACUAUUAGUUCUACCAGGCCUGUUAUUAUGACAGUGAAACCCGAAUCAAGCCAGGCAUCAGGUGAAACAACAAAAUUUGAUGAAAUGUCAAGUGUUAGAGACUUGGUCAAAAUACCACCAGCAGUACCCACUACAAUGUCGGUUGAAUCUGUAAAGCCAGUAAACAUAGAGGCAGAACCUCCCACAGUGUUACAAGUUGAUGAUCUUGAACAAUCAAGAAGUGCUACUCCAUCUAGUACUAGUGGUUGUCAAACAACUGACCAAACAAUGAAUGAUGACCAACCAUCAUCUUCACCAUCUACACCAACAAUAUCAUCCACACGAACCAGGAGAAUAAAAACACCUAGACAAUAUGAUGCUUAAGAAAUAUUGAAUGUAGUGUAUUUGCAUUGAGGCAUUUAUUGAGUGAAAUGGAUGACAAUGUGCAAUAAAUCUCUUUAAUUUUUAGCUACAUGUAUCAUUAGCUAGCAAAGUAAUUAAAUUAAAUCAAUCAUGAUCAGUGUCCCUGCUAAUAAAACAAUGAUCUAAUUAUUUGAAUGAUUGUAUUCAUAUUGAAAGAAGACACUAAGUUAGUGAAAUUAGUUACCAUAGACAUUUUUGCUGUCCAUUUGGAUUAUUUAAGUACUGGUACAAGUGUAAAAGGCAAUGAAAGUGGGUUUUAUAGAUAUUGUUUCAACAUGGAUUAGAAAUAAUAAGAGCGAACACCUUGCCCUUUUCUCUUUAAUAUUGUCUGUUAUCAAUCCCCAUUUGGCCAACAAAGUUUUACCUGCCUGUUCUGUAGGAUCAUUAUUUUUUCAAGUAGGAACCCGGGUACCGGGGUAUACAAAAGGUACCCUGCCUUUUUCUGGGGUAUACAUGUAUACCCAUGCCCUAAUGAUGAAAGUUUUCAACCUUUUUACUAGUAUAUUCACUUUUAAAUGAUAGAUAUGUUAUUGCUCUCUGGUCCCUCGCACUCUCAUUAUCAGCUAUCAGUGCAUGCCUUGGCCAGAUGUCUAUAAGUGGUAAAUCGAGGCACUCUAAACCGUGUUCUCAGAAUUGACAAAUUUCAAAAUUUUCUAGAGGCCAGGAAGGGAAAAAAACCCCUGGACCCUUCCUAUCAUUUGGUACCCUGGCCCUCGCGCCGUUCCGGCACCCCUCCCCCUGACUCUGUAAGUCAAUUUUUUAAGCCAAUAUAACUGACUCUUAAAGUCAUUAUAUAGUAUAUUGUCACUGCAGAGGUAAAUUGUAAUAAUCUCAUAUCAGGCAUUACCCCCCAAAAAUACAUAGUGUUGUAUAUAUGAAUAUUAUGUUUAUAUUGUGUAAUUUGACUUGAAUUUACAAGUUCUGUAAAUAAGAAUCUGACUGAAUAUUGUUAAAAAAUAUCUUUACAUGUAUUGGUUAUAGAUUAAAGUGCUAAUAGCUAU